Molecule: messenger RNA, 510 nt
Organism: Exophiala oligosperma
Lineage: Eukaryota; Fungi; Ascomycota; Eurotiomycetes; Chaetothyriales; Herpotrichiellaceae
Exons: 1
Coding region: 1-510 (169 amino acids)
Source: RefSeq, a predicted model, not a curated record
AUGUCUACGCGAGCAAGAUGUGAGGGCACGGAAUGGGUUGGCUGCACAUUCGAAAUUUUCGACACUCCCGACAACAAAUCCUUCCCAUGGUCCGUGACCCGUCCAUGUAUGCUGUAUGCACGAAUACACCACGAAUGCAUCUCGUCGCUGGAUCAAGUGGCAACUCGGCUCGACCAUGUCGUCCAGGCUAGCGAACAGACUGCCCAUGUCACCAGGUCCCCACCAACUACGAGCAAAAGUCCCCGUUGCCUAUCUCGACGGAUCACGCAGAGCUUUGCUUUGCCUGUCAAUCAGAAAUUCAACUGCAUACCCUGUCUUGAUGCUCGACUUGGCAUCAUUGUCCUUGAGCAAGGGCAGCUUGCAGUCGCAGACCAUGUCCAAAGAAAGUACGUUCUAUGGUAUGGUCAAAAACAAAAAAUGUGCAGCAGACGAGAGGUCCCAUAUGGUUUCCCAAGUUGCCGUCACCUUACGCUGAAUCCUCAUGCCUUCGAAAUACCCAAAAUUUUGUGA